AUGCUAAGACCAGAUGAAGCGAAGAAUGAAGAACUGGAUCACAAGUCAUCGCUUUCACCCCUGUCUAUUACAUCUUACAAAACGAGAGAUGAGACUGGAAAAUUGGUAAAGCAUCUCUAUCACAAGGGAAUGUACUAUCUGUGUUUUAGCUAUGGGUUAUAUGCGGGAACAUCCAACGAAGUGAAUAGGAAAAUUGAGUUUUCCCUAGACGGACCUUUCAUUGUGAACUAUACCAUUAUACAGAAAUUCAAAACGUCUUCAAAGGUGGACGCAAUUUCUUCCUGCCAUCUGUUUAUGUUUAACGACGGCUCCAUUGAAGGCUUUAAAUUCAAAAACAGCAAUUUUGUGAAAGUCUAUGGGUCUAAUGUGGUUCCGAAACUAGAUGCCACCUCUUCUCCUAUCUCCAACUGGCUAAAUGCCUCUCUAGAUGGUUUGCUAUACACUUGUAAUAAUAACAUGUCAUAUGGUAGUACUUCCUGUAAGCCAAGUUUCAAAAUCCAUUCCUUUGACUUUGGGAACAAGUUAGUGGAAAUGUUUUAUGCAGCCGAUGGAGAGAUUAUUUCGUUCGAUUUUAUCAGCAGAGAACGAUUGAUUCACAGUAAAAAAUACCCAGGGAAGCCGGAUGUCUCUUUUAUUUGCUUGAUUAAGAGUGAAUACAGUGAAAAUUUGAUUUUAGAGGAAUAUGAUUGUGUUAAGGAUCACAUUUCCCCCAAGGGCCUAAAGUCUAAUUUCAGUGGGGGGCAUCGCAUUUACAACCUUUUACCGAUAUCCAAUGGUGAGUUUUGUUACAUGAAAAUAAUUUACGAUCACACUGUCAUAGUACUGACUAAUACAUAUACCCAGAUUAUUAAACUAGGAAAAGAGGGGUUCGAAAGAACAGCCUUCUUAAACAAUAUAGGCCUUCCGAAAGAAGAGGGUUUUCAAUUUCUAAAAGACUCAUGCGAUUUCAUGUAUGAAAAAUCAGGGAUCUCUUUAACCCUUUAUGAUACGCACGCCAAUAAAUAUACUGCCAAAGUAGAUCAAAGUCUACUAGAAAAACGAAAGGUGCAGAACGGUCUACAGUGGUUAAGAGAAAAGAUAUUCAAGCUUUCUAAACAUGAUCUAUGCGACUCUGUGCUACAGCUCCCAGGAAAACAGUAUAUAACUCUCACAAGAAUGAAUGGAAUACACUUCAUAUCAAACAACCACCGCGGCCCUAGAGCAGAGAAGGUGAAAGGGGGACCUACUUAUAGGAACAAAGUUUAUCUCGCAUCUCAAAUCGUUCGAAAUAAUGGAACAGAUAUAGACUCAUUGCUUAUGAGCGGAAGUUUUAACUCGAAAAGGGGGUUUUUAGAAAAGAAAUCUCUGGUAUACGAUGAAAAUAUUUUCAAGCUAUCUGCUUCCAUUAAGCUGUCACUAGAGAACGUAACUGAUUUUUGGAUUACAGACUUAAUGGCUGGAGAUGAGAACCAUUUCACGUAUGAGUCAAUGGGAUCAAUUUACAGAAAUGGAGAGUUAUUGAUGGACGGAUCAUAUAAUUACGGCGUAUUAGUUACAAGAACGGGGAUGAUUUUGGAAAACAAUAUGGAUGGCUCUACCAGUGAAAUUAAGCAAGUCGGCGAUCUACAAUUUGACAGCAACAUUUCGAAUAUGUUUUGCUAUUCUAUCGAAAACUCUACAGUCAGAAUUUCAACACUUCAACCCCAAUCUAGUUCUCUACAUAAAGUAAAGGACGUCUUCAUUGAGGGUGUUGAUUCGAAAAACAGCAUCAUAAGUUCUUGCUGGGAUGGAGAUGACAUAUUUUAUUUGGCCGUAUACUCUGAAGGUAAAAUUUUCAUAUGGGAUACAAGCCAAAAUAAACUUUUAUCUUCUCGACUAGAUUAUUCCUUUAUAGUCUUUGACAUAUUGGUAAAAGGAUCUCAGUUUGAUAGUAACGCCAAAAAUGAAUCUAAUUUUGUCAUCGCAUCAUCAUACGUUGGUUGUGUGAGAGUCUACAAAUCAAAUUCGAAUUUCCUAGAAGUAGCAUUAGAAAUAUAUUCCUCUCAUAGCCAAAAGUUGGAAAUAUUAGAUACGCCCUCCGAUUCACCAUUGGUUUUUCUUUAUAACGAAAAAGAAACAAUUAUGCUAAAUUUGGAUAGCUUGACUUACGGAUUCAUACAAUUGGGCGUGAUUCCAAGAAAAAUGAGAAUACAUCCAAAAAAACCGUAUUUCUCUCUUUGCGUUUUGGACAUUGAAUCUCAAAUAAAUGUGUUUGAUUUUGCUGCGACGUUUGAUCAUGGAAACUUUACUAAGCACAUGAUUUCAUUGAAACCGCAAGUGAAGAAUUAUAUGUACCAUCUUUCUAGUGUUCCCUUACAUCUAUGCACCAUGCCAGAUAAUGCCAAUCAGGCUGUGGUAUGUAUACUUGACACUAAUAGCGGGCAGUAUGAGCUAAUGCUAUUCGAUUACCUUUUAAUGAAACCAAUAUCUACGUUUAGUCUUCCCAAAGCGAAGUAUUCGCAUGCAAUUUUGAAGCCGUUUUGGUCGGAAGAUAAUUCAAUCUACUCAUCGCUUAGAUAUUUUUACGGCAAUAAAUUUAUCGUGUGUUUAGGCACUGAUGAUAAACGUACGAAAUUUUGGUUAUUUGAAAUCAGAAACAGCGUAAUUGUCCAGCUAUAUGCGGAUUGCCUGGAAGAUCGUAUAUGCUCUGUCUGCGUUUACUACGAAGGUAGUGUUGUUUUAUUUUCAGGCGAUAGUGGCAUAGCAACGUACAAGAUACAGAUGCUAAAAGAAACUUCUGAAGUACUCGAAGCUCGUUCUUUCCCAAUACUUGAGUCGAUUGAAUCUACGGGAUUUCUAGCAUAUAUGACUGGCGAUGAUUUGAUCCAACUGAAUACUAUAAAAGGCUUCAUAAAAACCAAUCUUUCGAUCAGCGAAGCUAUAGAAUAUCCGUCAGAGUAUUCAGAGACCGUUUGCAUGAACUUUAUAGAUUUUUCAGACAUUACGCAUGUGGCGACGAAAAGGAUCUCCAGGAAGUCAGUGGAGCCUGAUAAUGAUUAUUCCGAAAAUGGAAAACACUCCUCAUUAAGCCGAUUUUCAGGUCUUUCUCAAACCGAAAGGGUGUAUUCUGGCAUAUCCUAUGUCGCUACUAUUGAUUCUGAUAACACACUUGCAAUUUAUGACGAUUCUAACAAAUCAUUGGUUAAUGAAGACAGGUUAAUUAUGCCCUAUCUUAAAAUCCAAUUACCUGAUACAAUAAUCUCGUUGGCACCCAUUCCGGACGGAUUCCAAAACCUCCAAAUAUGUUCAGGCUUGGACAAUGAAAGAUUAGAGGRAGUCUUACCUCUUUUUAUGAUUUGCGGUACAAAGGGUCAAAUUUAUAUUGUAUCGGAAUUAUUUAAUGAAUCAUGGAUGAGGUCGUUGCGUCAUUACAAGAAAAUCAAGCUCAAUGAUGAAAGAAAAGCCCUAGAUUCAGAAACCAACAUGCGAAAUGUUAGUGGACAAUACGCUGUGAGUACUGGACCUGGGAUAAAUAGCAGUGGGUUUGAAGGGCUAGGGAGGAACUUGAAGAGAAGACGUGUUAAUUAUUUACCAUUCAAGACUAUAGAUUUUUUUGAUCCUGCAAUACUAAGAAAGGUGACCAAAAAACGCCUUUAA
Saccharomyces eubayanus is the source of this 3615-nucleotide messenger RNA. RefSeq lists its product as uncharacterized. The record is from RefSeq and is a predicted model, not a curated record. The coding region runs from base 1 to 3615 and encodes 1204 amino acids. NCBI's taxonomy places the organism in Eukaryota, Fungi, Ascomycota, Saccharomycetes, Saccharomycetales, Saccharomycetaceae. The transcript has a single exon. Gene Ontology annotation, molecular function: protein binding.